Molecule: messenger RNA, 4246 nt
Organism: Harpegnathos saltator (Jerdon's jumping ant)
Lineage: Eukaryota; Metazoa; Arthropoda; Insecta; Hymenoptera; Formicidae
Gene: aralar1
Product: calcium-binding mitochondrial carrier protein Aralar1
Exons: 18
Coding region: 596-2539 (647 amino acids)
Biological process (GO): aspartate transmembrane transport; malate-aspartate shuttle; L-glutamate transmembrane transport
Molecular function (GO): L-aspartate transmembrane transporter activity; calcium ion binding; L-glutamate transmembrane transporter activity
Source: RefSeq, a predicted model, not a curated record
UAGCAUGACAGCUUCCGCCCCGCACAGUGUUUUUAAAGGCCAGGUGUGCGCGCACCGUCGAAUAGAUUGACGCUCCGCGAUUCCUCCGUCGCGAAGGAUCGCGUGCGACCAGCCGACCGCCGCUCGCGAACAUUGUGCCUUGCCUGUCGUCGGCCCCGUCGGAGUGCGUCGCGAGAGAGUGUUGUCUGUGAGAGUGUUCGCCGGGAGAGAUCAGGGAGAGAUCACCCUCUUCUUCUCUUGUGAGCCCUGUGUCUGUCUCUCUUCCUCGCUCCCUGGCGCCGCAUCGCGCGUGCCGUGUCGCUCCCGUUUCUACCCUCGUGAGAGGGAGAGGGAGGGAGGGAGAGAGAGAGAGAGAGAGAGAGAGAGAGAGAGGGAGAGGGAGAGAGAGAGAGAGAGAGAAAGAGAGGACCGACCAUAUCACCCGUGACGGAAAGGUUCGAGGUAAACUUCCUCCUGGGAAUGUUGAGGGACUCGCUUGUCGUUCGAGCGUUCUGCCAAGAGGUGGGGUUCCGGGUACUUAAAGCGUGCGAAUACUGAACGCCUCCAUGAAAUUUUUAACCAGUACGCCACACAGGAGAAGAAUGGCGAGAGGUUCAUGACCGCAUCCGACUUCGUACGCAGUUAUCUUGGCCUUUACACGGAUGCCGAUUACAAUCCCGAUUCUGUCAAUUUACUUGCUGGUAUCGUCGACACUAGCAAAGAUGGGCUUAUAUCGUUUGCCGAAUUUCAAGCCUUCGAAGGUCUCCUCUGUGUACCAGACGCUCUAUACAAAACAGCUUUUCAGCUCUUUGAUACUAAUGGAAAUGGAAUGGUUGCAUUUGACGAGUUCGUUGAGGUGAUGCGGAAAACUGUGCUGCAUCAAAAGAUGCCCUUUAAUAUGGAUAGUAGCUUUAUCAAACUUUACUUUGGGAAGGAUAAGAAGAGGCUGAUCAGCUAUGCGGAGUUCAGUCAAUUUUUGCACGACUUUCACGAGGAGUAUGCGACGGAAGCCUUCAAAAAAUUCGACAAGGACGGCGCAGGUUUCAUUUCCGCAUUAGAUUUUCAAGACAUUAUGCUCAGUAUUAAGAGUCAUCUCCUGACGAAAGACGUGAGAGAUAAUCUGAUCGCUGCAGUCGGCGCCGGCCAGAGCGGGCGAAAAGUCAGCUUCCCGUACUUUAUGGCGUUCAAUUCUCUUUUGAAUAACAUGGAACUUAUCAAACGCAUCUAUUUGAAUGCGACUAACGGCCAUAGAUACCAAGAAGUUACUAAAGAGGAAUUUCUGUAUUCUGCACAAAUGAUGUCCCAGAUAACCCCGUUGGAGGUAGACAUCCUGUUUCAUCUAUGCGACUUGCUUCACCAAACUGGACCUACGGAAGAUGACGAGGCAGAUUCGCGGCUUGGGAAAAUUGUAUACAAUGAUCUCGUGGCUAUUACACCUGAGCAGUAUUUCAAGCAAAUAACAAAACGCGUUGCCGAGAUUAAGGCGGUGUCGAGCCCGGACGAGCGCGGUAUUAUCGUGCAAAUGCUCGAAAGUGGAUAUCGGUUCGUGCUCGGCUCCAUUGGUGGAGCCGUCGGCGCCACGGCCGUAUAUCCGAUCGACUUGGUGAAGACCAGGAUGCAGAAUCAGAGGACCGGGUCCUUCAUAGGCGAGCUGAUGUAUAGGAACAGCUUUGACUGUUGUAAAAAGGUGAUACGGCACGAAGGCUUCUUCGGCCUUUACCGAGGUUUGAUGCCUCAGUUAAUGGGGGUAGCCCCUGAAAAGGCUAUCAAGCUGACGGUCAACGAUUUCGUCAGAGACAAGUUCAUGGAUAAGAACGGAAAUCUACCGGUGUACGGAGAAAUCAUAUCUGGUGCUUGUGCUGGAGCGUCUCAAGUGAUAUUUACUAAUCCGUUGGAGAUAGUGAAGAUCAGACUACAGGUGGCUGGAGAGAUCGCAGGUGGGUCAAAGGUGAGAGCGUGGACUGUCGUCAAGGAGUUAGGUCUUUUUGGACUGUACAAAGGUGCUAGGGCCUGCUUUUUACGAGACGUGCCGUUUAGCGCGAUAUACUUUCCUAUGUACGCUCACACAAAAGCGAGAAUGGCCGACGAAGGUGGUUACAAUACGCCGUUGUCACUUCUCGCUUCCGGUGCGAUCGCCGGCGUACCAGCAGCAGCGUUGGUCACUCCAGCGGACGUAAUAAAGACGAGAUUACAGGUUGUAGCUAGAGAGGGUCAAACCACGUACAACGGGCUGUUGGACUGCGCGAGAAAAAUAUAUAGGGAAGAAGGCGCCAGGGCAUUCUGGAAGGGUGCAACAGCUCGAGUGUUCAGAUCGUCGCCGCAGUUCGGUGUCACUCUUUUCACGUACGAAUUGCUGCAAAGGCUGUUCGUUGUCGACUUUGGAGGAUCUCGACCUGCCGGGUCGGAGCAAAAGGUGCCUACUAUGGGAGUUGCGGACGAGAUUCGAUCAACGAACCCAGAUCACAUAGGUGGCUACCAAGUGGCUUUGCCCAUCUUCACGGGUAUAGAAACCAAGUUCGGUCUUUGCCUACCUAGGUUCCAGGCUGUUACCGGGAAGUAACGGUGCCAUUAGCAGCUGCUAGAAAAAUGAGAGAAAGCAGAAACGAGAAAAAACAAGCUUGUAGCAACCCCUGCCAUAAAAAAGGAAAAAAGCAACCUGCGAGUCGCUCUCCACCGAGCGCGCGUGAAGCGAGCGAGGCGCGAUGCGAGCUUCACGAACUACAAACUUGUGACAGUUCGCUAAAGCGUUCCCAUCUCUUCUCGACGAUCGGCUCGGCCAUUUCGAGUUGGGUACCAAUUGUACAGAUCGGCAGUAAGAAGGAACGGCCGCGUCGGUCCGUUGAACAUGAUGACGCGCGCACGGUCGCAUGCAUGCAUGCGUGGAUGUGUAAAUUUGUAGACCGGUCGAGGGAGAAGUACAAAAUCCGUCGUUGCGGAAUGGAAGGAAUGUUCGUUCGUGAUAACUGAGUCGUCGAUGUCAUAGUCAAUUGAUAAAACACAAACAAAAGGAAAGAAAAGAGACGUAGAGCAGAAAGAAAGGAGGAAGAAACUCGGGGUGGCAUUGAGAAUUAUUUAUUUUGAUACUAUAUAGAUACGUUAUAUCAAAUUUAAUGCCAUCUGCGCGUAAUUAUUUUACAAUGCGAGAGAGAGAGAGAGAGAGAGAGAGAGAGAGAGAGAGAGAGAGAGAGAGAGAGAGAGAGAGAGAGAGAGAGAGAGAGAGAGACAUUUAUCGACGGUUUUGCGUUGUUACCGGCUUGAAACGCGUUUGCCGUCAACGCGUGCGUGUAAGCGACUCAACUGAGUGUAACGCUCGUUAAGUCACAAACGAUUAAACGCCAAUGGACAUGAGUGUGAUGUUCUAGCAGAGAUUAUUAAUUCGCGAUGGGCCCCGUAACGUGUGUACCGGAUAUAAAUAUAUAUUUAUAUAGAUUUUAACGUAAUAUACAUAAAUAUAAAAUAACGAGCGAGUUAGGCCUUUGUAAUUGCGAUUUAUCGUUUAUCUGAAUUCGCCUAUUUGUACAGAGCUGGUGAAGGGAGAAGAGGCGGCAGUAAAUCUGUUUUAAAUCGUCGCAUCGUCGGCCGUAAUUGCGAAGCACUUUAUCGACAAAUAAGAUUCACGCAUAGAGAUGCGUCCACUAUUGAACGACGACGAGAGAGAUAGAGAUAGAGAUAGGGAGGAAAGGCGAGAGAGGGGGGAGGGGGAGAGAGCGAGAACGGGCGGAAUUAUAUCGACACCAUCACCACCAACGUUAUCCAUCCGAAAUGCCAUGGAUUCUAUAUUUACGUCCUGCGGAAUGAAUUAGAAAUGUACAGUACGAAGUUUGCCACAGCAAUGUACAAAGUUUCGAAAGACCGAGUCCUAUAUUUUUAAACAUAACGAAAGUCGCAGCGGGAGCGUUUUCUUUCCGUUCGUGUUUCAGGGCUACUGAAUGAUCGAGGAGAACGAAAGAGGAUGGGAUUUUCGUUCGAUAUUGCGAGAUCAUCGCGAUGACAAUUGAAACGGAUUUAUUGUCAUUCGACGAGCGACACCAGUUCUACAAUUACGCGCGUGAACCGUCGACAUAAGAAUAUCUAGACAGAGUAUUCUAGCAGAGGAAGGUCUAAUUAAUGACAAGGGGAAAGUUAGGUCUCGCACAUAUAUGAACAUGUGUAACUGUAUGCGUCUAUGCGGAAAAAUGUUGUUAACUAAAGAAAGGAAAACAUCGUUUUAUUCAGUUAACCGGAUAUAUAUUAUAGGUUGCCACAAAUAUAAGUAUGAUUACAUAGA